GAUUGAAUCAUUCUUUCUAAUAACAGCUGUGGUCCUUUGCCAAACUUCUUUUAGUGUAGUGAGUUGUGAUCAUAAUAAAUAGUGCAUUUUUGGGAGGAGCCUCGAAUCAACCAAUCUCUGUCUAACUAAACUAAAUGCGUGUCCCUUGGAACUCUAGUAGUAGGUUAAGAGAAUUACUAUGUCAUGGCAAAUCUCAAGACGUUCUUCUCCACUACCGUGAAUUGAACAAGACCGGGGUUGAGUUGACGGACCAUUCCGUUUUCCCCAUCCUUCUCAAAGCAUGUUUAAAUCUCUCCUCUACACAUGGCGGCAACUCUAUCCAUGCCUCUCUGGUUAAGCAUGGAUUCUUAGCUUUCACUUCCGUCGGUAAUUCUAUGAUGGACUUCUAUGCUAAAUCUGGGGAUUUGGGUUCUGCACUUGUUGUUUUUAACUGCAUGGGCAACAAAGAUUCAGUUUCCUGGAAUGUAAUCAUUCAUGGGCACUUAUUAGAGCGAGCUGCUGCUGCUGCUGCUGCUCCCCGAGGAUUAUGGUUCUUCACUCAGGCUUGGGCUGCAGGUUUUGAACCCAACAUCUCCACUUUUGUGCUUGUCAUUCAGGCUUGUCGCAAUCUUACAGCUUUUCACGCUGGCCGGACGAUCCAUGCUUCUACCCUUCGUGCUGGGUAUUCAAGUAUUACUUCCGUCCAAAACUCGCUCCUCAGUUUCUAUGCUGAAUUCGGAAUGCACCUUGCGCACAACCUUUUUGAUGAAAUGACUGACAGAGACGUUAUUUCUUGGAGUGUCAUGGUUGCUGGCUAUGCCCAAAGUGAGGAGGAAACGGUGCUUGCGCUGGAGUUGUUUCAACGGAUGAUUGAUUUUGGGAUAACACCAGAUGGAAAAUCGGUGGUAAGUAUACUCAAAGCCUGCAGCAAAUUGAAGGCCAUUAGAAUGGGAAAGUCAAUUCACGGAUUUGUUAUCUCUAGAGGUCUGGGUUAUGAUUUGUUCGUACACAACUCUCUGAUCGACUUGUAUUCUAAAUGCAAUGACAUUGAUUCUUCAUUGAGAGUUUUCCGGGGAAUUCCUGAGAAGAAUGUUGUGUCCUGGAACUCUUUGUUGUCUGGACUUGUGCAGAAUGAGAUGCAUUCUGAGGCCCUUACGUCAUUUGAUUUGAUGCAGAAGGCUGGAGUUGAAUCUGAUGAGGUGACUCUGGUCAAUCUGCUGCAGUUAUGUAAGUCCUUCCUUGAACCUUACCAGUGCAAGCUGAUACAUUCCAGAAUACUCCGACGUGGUUUUGAGUUGAAUGAGUUGGUUACAAACUCUUUGAUCGAUGCAUAUGCAAGUUGCAAUCUCAUAACUUAUGCAUGGAGUCAAUUUAGUAAUAUGAGAACACGAGAUGCAGUAACUUGGAGCACCAUGAUUGCCGGCUUCACCCACUGUGGCAUGCCUGACGAAGCAAUUGCUGUUUUCCGAGAGAUGAGCCACAUCUCUGAAUGGCCCAAUGCCAUCACCAUGUUAAAUCUUCUUGAAGCUUGCGCUCUUUCUGCAGAUAUGAAAAGAUCAAGGUGGGCUCAUGGCAUUGCUAUUCGAAGAGGGUUGGCAUCUGAUGUGGUAGUGGGAACUGCGAUCUUAGAUAUGUACUCAAAAUGUGGUUCUAUUGGAUCUUCAAGAAAAGUGUUUGACCGGAUUCCACAAAAGAAUGUCGUGACCUGGAGUGCCAUUAUCGCAGCAUAUGGUUUGAUUGGCCUCCCAAAUGAAGCUCUAGCCCUACUUGCUGAGAUGAAAAUUUGUGGCCUGAGGCCAAACCAAGUUACUGCACUGUCUCUUUUAUCAGCUUGUAGUCAUGGGGGAUUGGUAGAAGAAGGGCUCUCUCUUUUUGAGGAGUUGAUUUGGGAUCAUGAAGUUGAACCUGGCUUAGAACAUUACUCUUGCCUAGUAGAUUUGUUAGCUCGGGCUGGAAAGGUUGAUAGUGCAAUGAAUUUGAUAGGAAAGCUACAUGUUGGACUAAAGCCUGGUGCAAGUGCAUGGGGGGCACUCUUGAGUGCUUGUAGGAACUAUGAAAACUAUGAGUUUGGUGCCAUUGCCUUCCCUCAAGUAGUUGAACUUGAGCCGUCAAGCUCAGCUGGCUAUCUGCUUGCAUCAAACAUGUAUGCAUCAGGUCAUUCAUGGGUUGAUGCCACUAAAAUGAGAAUGCUGGCUAAGGAAGGAGGUGUGAAGGUUAUAGCUGGCUAUAGCUUAGUGUAUGUAAAUGGUAAGGCAUGCAGGUUUCUUGCGGGAGAUAACCACCAUUCUUUGUCUGAUGAAUUGCAGUUUGCUAUUCAGCAACUGCACUCGAGCAUGAAAAUGGGCAUAACCUGCGGAUAGGGGAUUCUUUUUGUUUUUAAGUAAAUGCGACACCUUUCCACAGCUAAAGAACAAUCUUUCGAACUCUGGAUUGUUGGGGCAGAAGCUUGUGAAUUCUACUCCAAACAAAGGCGGUAAUUAAGAAUGACGGGUAAAGAAUCCUCCAUUCGUAUUGAGCCCCUGAUUAUAUGCAUCUGCUGCCUACUGUAACUUUUGUGGGGGGUUAGGGAGUAGCCAUGAGAAGGGAACCAUUUGCAAUCUAAUGAUAGGGUAAAAGGUGCCUUAGUAGUGGGUUGUUAUCCUGCUGUCCACUUAAUGUUUGUGACCUAGAUGAGUGAGGUGAUUCUAAUACACAGUCUCUGACAGAAAUGCAAGGUAAGGCCGCAUACAAUAUACCCUUGUGGUCGGGCCCUUCCUCCGGACCCUGCGCAUAGCGGAAGCUUUAGUGCACCGGGCUGUCCUUUUUUAUAGUUCCAUAAAUGUUUGGUGCGAGUUAUGCCAAGACAAUAGCAGUAUAGUUGCAGCUAGCAGCUAGGAUCGAGACGGUGUUGCAAUAUUUAUCUAGUCACGUUACCUCAUAUCACU
Molecule: messenger RNA, 2903 nt
Organism: Solanum dulcamara
Lineage: Eukaryota; Viridiplantae; Streptophyta; Magnoliopsida; Solanales; Solanaceae
Product: pentatricopeptide repeat-containing protein At2g17210
Exons: 1
Coding region: 135-2339 (734 amino acids)
Biological process (GO): RNA modification
Molecular function (GO): protein binding; RNA binding
Source: RefSeq, a predicted model, not a curated record